Colletes gigas is the source of this 11154-nucleotide messenger RNA. Its product is annotated as ABC transporter A family member 1-like. The transcript is spliced from 26 exons. Gene Ontology annotation, molecular function: lipid carrier activity; ATP hydrolysis activity; ATP binding. Gene Ontology annotation, cellular component: intracellular membrane-bounded organelle; membrane. Gene Ontology annotation, biological process: transmembrane transport; lipid transport. The record is from RefSeq and is a predicted model, not a curated record. Bases 925 to 6081 code for a protein of 1718 amino acids. NCBI's taxonomy places the organism in Eukaryota, Metazoa, Arthropoda, Insecta, Hymenoptera, Colletidae.
GAGAUGACCAGUGUAAAACGAUACAAGGGAUAAUAGUGGGGAUGAAGCAGAACAGGCAAGAAAGGUGGCGCUCUCGGGCAGUCUGGCGUCGUCGGCCGACGGGUACGUUGUCGGGUUGUCGUUAUUUCCAACCUACUGUCGUUUCAUCGUAUUUGCGGCCGUGUUCCAACCGCGAUAUCGUCGGUUUUAUCGUUCUUGAGGACCAUUCUUUCAGUGUCGUAGCAAAGUUUGUAAUAGUAUUAACGGUGGUAAGCAAGAAAACUCGUUACGCCGGUCGAUGAGCUCCUUUAACCUGUGCCGUGGGGAAUCUCGCGUACGAUGGUCGUCGGCCGAUUCGAGGGGUAAUAAGAUGAGAGGUAAACUUUUCCGUUCGAUUUCUAUACGAGGGUAAUCCAUAUGGAUGGAGCCAGCGGAAAGGGUUAAGGGAACAAGAAAAUCGUCGUUUCCUUGGUCUCCGGCUCGGCCCCUCGUCGGAUCGCGUACGUCGACCAGGGCCAGGGUUCAUCUCUCCGUGGCCAAAUAGCGUUAGCGAUCAACGUCCAGCGAUGCACGGGAGCCGGUUCUCGUAAAACCGAAACUGUGUUUGGCGAAUUGCAACGACUCGGAACUGGUCGGUAAUCGCUGUCGGCACCGAGGAUGGCGAGGAACAGCGGCACUGCAAACGCAUACCGACGAUGCACCGAUUGCACCGUGGUCGUUCAUCGCGAUGCCGCUGUCGCAGCCCGUAGUACGUCCCCUCGCGAAUUACGAUCGAUCGGAAUCGGGUACGGUAGAAACGGAAACGGCACUGGUACCUCCGGCAACACCAGCUACGCUACCAAUUUCGAUCAGGGAGAGGGCACGGCCGAUUAGAGUCGUCUCUUUCUAUAUAACUGCCGAGCAGCACGUGAUUCAUAAAUCGAGAGGACGAGUGAAUCUCGCGGAAUGGAUUUGUGCGGGGUCUACUUGUCGCAGCUGCGAGCAAUGCUCGUGAGGAAUCUGCUCCUGAAGAAACGAGAGAAGCGGAAGACUACGGCGGAGAUUUUCCUGCCCCUUUGCACCUUAGGCGUGUUGAUCGUGGUAAAAGUCUUGCCACCGAAUCCGAAUUACCCUGCGAUGACAACGCAGAGACAAGAGGGUGGGAUUUUCGAGACGUUCAACGGGUACAAGAACAACACGGUGGCUGUUGUUCCCAACUCGACGGAAACUUUGAACUUUUUGAACUCGAUGAACGUCCUGUGGUUGUCGAUGUGGGAUUAUCCCGGCAAGCUUCCCCUGAAUUUCAUGGUGUUCGACACGAAAGACGAUCUGCAAGCGGCAUAUUGGAGAGACCCUUACAGUGUACCCAUAGCAGUCAUCUUCGAAGACUCUCAGCCUAUAUCUCAACGUCUCCUAUACGAGAUAAGAACUAAUCCUUCGUACACGAAUCCACCUUCGCCGACCGAAUUGUAUUCCGCCCCAGUUACUUGUCGAAAGGACACGAGCCACUGGAUGGGUGGCGUAUUGUCGAUAGAGACUGGUGGAUCAUGCCCCGUGAACAAUUACUUGCAUUCUGGCUUCCUGGCGUUGCAAUUGAUAAUGGAUAUUACAAAGAUAAGACUAGACACAGGAAACAAUGAUGUAACCGUACCGGAUGUUAAACUCGAGAUGUUCCCAAAGGAAGCCUUCACUGCAGACUGGAUGCUGGCCUUUAGAGUUGUUAUACCUCUCUUUAUGGUUCUGGCUCUUUCGCAAUUCGUCACUUAUCUCCUGAUUCUGAUAGUCGGUGAGAAGGAGAAAAAGAUCAAGGAAGGGAUGAAGAUAAUGGGCCUAAAAGAUUCUAUCUUUUGGUUGUCGUGGUUCAUUAUCUACAGCGUCUUUGUCUUGUUGCUAUCCGCCGUUGGGGUGAUACUACUUUUUACACUGCAAAUGUUUCAGCACACACACUUUCUACCGAUAUUCCUUUUAGUAGUGCUCUACAGUUUCUCCAUAAUCAUGUUUGCUUUCAUGAUAACGCCUUUCUUCGACAAGUCACGGACCGCCGGUGUACUCGGCAACUUUGCAGUGACGAUAUUAAGCUUGAUGUACUUUAUCCAAGUUUUCGUGAACGACUCUAGCUCAAUCUCAUUCUGGGUAGUCUCUCUUCUCAGUCCAACGGGCGUUGCUUUGGCAAUGGAUAAGGCUCUUGUGUUGGAUUUACAAGGAGAAGGGGUAAACUUUGAUAAUCUUUGGUCAGGGCCCGGUAUACCGUUUGGCGGGAGUCUCAUUAUGAUGACUUUAGACAUAUUUCUGUACGCCUGUUUAGCCUACUAUUUCGAUUCCGUCAUACCUAGUGAAUAUGGAAUAAAAAGAACUCCCUGGUUUUGCUUCACGCCGAGAUUCUGGUGGCAGAGGAAGGCUCCACGGUCGUAUUUACAGGUACCGUCGUCUAAUGGAGAGUCGAACUCCUUUAUACCUGGCGAGGAGACCAAUCGUGAUAUCGAGCCAGUGGUGCGAGAAAUGAAAGGACGCGAAGCCAUUAGGAUAGUCGGUCUUUACAAGUCCUACCAAAAAUGUCGCAAGCCGGAGAUCAAAGCCGUGGAUGGCAUUAACCUGACGAUUUACGAGGGACAAAUUACAGCAAUACUCGGGCAUAACGGCGCUGGGAAAACAAGUCUCUUCAACAUACUGACUGGUUUAACCGCGCCUACCGCCGGCACUGCCUUGAUUUUCGGUUACGAUGUCAGAGAUUCCAACGACAUGCAAAUGAUUAGAAGCAUGACCGGCGUUUGUCCACAGCACGACAUCCUCUUCGAUCUUCUAACACCAAGAGAACACCUUGAAUUCUUUGCUGCUGUACGCGGCAUUCCAAAAUCGAUGAUCGAGCACGAGGUGCAGAAAACUUUAAAAGACAUCGAUCUGUACGAGCAAGCAGAUACUUUCGCAAAAUAUUUAAGCGGUGGUCAGAAAAGGAAAUUGUCCGUUGGUAUCGCUAUUAUUGGCGAUCCGAAAAUUAUUAUCCUCGACGAACCCACCGCCGGGGUAGAUCCUUAUUCCAGGCGACAGAUGUGGUCUUUUUUGCAAUCUAGACGUCACGGGAAAGUGAUUUUAUUGACCACGCAUUUUAUGGACGAGGCGGACAUAUUAGCGGACAGGAAAGCGGUUAUCAGUAAAGGAAAGUUAAGAUGCUGCGGUAGUUCUCUGUUCUUGAAAAAUAAAUUCGGCAUUGGAUAUCAUUUAACGUUGGUGCUCGAAGGGAACGCGAGAGAGCAUGCCAUUUCCAGAUUAGUAAGUUCUCACGUGUCGAAGUCGGAGAAAGCGAGACGCCAUGGACGAGAAUUAAGUUUCAUUCUGCCACACAAUUCCGUCGAGAAUUUUGCACCACUUUUCUCAGCCAUAGAACACGAGAUUAGAACUCGAUCGAGUCGGUUGGGCAUUAGCAGUUACGGGGUCUCUAUGACUACUUUGGAAGAAGUAUUUCUACAUCUAGAGAAAGACGAGGGCACAGAGUGCACGAUGGAUAAUUUGUCGAAAAAAAUGGUGCGUAACCGUGCACUAAGCAGGUCAUUGUCGUUGCAAUCCAAAAGCACUUCUUAUCAAAGUUUGCAGAACGAAGGUGUCACUGUUCAAAACGAUGGUCAAGGAAAAGGCGGAGGAGAUUUACCAGAUGGAGUUCAUAGUGACAGAAACCCUCCUAUUCUCGGCCUCGGAUUAGACCCCAUAAAAAUCCGGCCUAAUUUCCUACAAAUCCUGUACGCUAUGCUUCGCCUAAGGAUACUAAGGCUCUUUAGGAACAUCCAGUUACUGUACUUCACUAUCGUUGCGCCUCUUUUUCUGGUAGUCCUUGGCCUCUAUUUGAAUAGCAUUCAAAUGGUUGAGAUCAAAAUGCAAUCUCUUAGAUUGAAUACCGACACGUACGGCAACGAAACGAAACUUUUGUACGCGAACAAUACCGACUACGACAUCACGGACUUGAUCGAGGGAAUAAGUCAAGACGUGAAGUACAUUGACGAAUACUACGGAAACUUUGCGAACUUGCUCAAAAUUGCACCGCACAUGGCAGCUUUAAAUAUUAACGAGUACAGCCUGCAGAAGCUCGAUUUGACCGUUGCUUAUAACGACACUACGCAACAUUCCCUACCAAUUUUGAUAAAUCUUUUAUCCAACACCUAUCAUAGGUUGACCUCGGACAAAAGUCAUUUAAAACCAAUCGAAGUUAAGACACAUCCUUUCCAGCAGACUUCCCAACCGCAGGAGUUCAAUAUCGGUACAGCUAGCUCUGCUGUAUUCAUCGGAAUGAAUUUUGUUCUGUUGCCAAUAACUCUAGUUGUAGACAUGGUCUACGAUCGAGAAAUAAAAGCGAAGAAUCAACUUCGUGUGAACGGUUUGUCAUUCUCUAUGUACUUCCUGACAUACUUCAUCGUACUUGUCGGCCUGAUGAUGUUCAUUUGUCUCUGCAUUCUCGGCAUUAUAUUUCUCUUCGAUGUGCCUUCGCUUCAAGAAAUACCAGCACUGAUCACCCUCGGCGGUCUUUUAAUGCUUUACUGUCCGUCGUCCAUUCUAUUCUCAACGUGUUUAAGUUACAUUUUCGACAAGAUGGAUUCUGCCCAGAGUAUUUUGCCCAAUAUAUCAACAUUCUUCGGGCUAAUACCCUUUAUACUAGUCACGAUUCUUGACAUGUUAGGUCUCAGUGGUACCGCAGCAUUUGUUUUACAUGUAAUCUUCUCGCUAUUGAACACAUUGUACGUGCCAUACGCUGCGGUGUAUUACGUAGAACGAGUCCACUUGAUGUGCUCCAUUAAUGCGGCUUGCCAUCAUUUGACUAUGUCCGAUUAUCUGACCACAGAAAUCAUUUUAAUGGCCUUUGGCGUACUCCUGCACUGUCCGGUGUGGUUCUUCGUGCUUUUGUUAUUGGACAUUAAAAAGAGCGGUGGGAACGUCAGCGAUAUCUUCAAGCAUUUCCUGCGCAAUGGUGGUUCCGUUGGCGAGGAAAUAAUGGAGAACUCUGACAUUGGAGAACACGAAGACGCAGAUGUUAAAGCCGAGAGACAAAAAGUUUUCAAUCUGAUCACUUCAUCAUCCGUUCAAGAACCACCUGUAGUUCUAGUACAGAAUUUGAGAAAAGAAUAUAGACAAAGGGAGUCAGGAUCGUGCAGUUGCUGCUCUAAACAGGAAGAGGAAGCCAAUCAAAUACAACGAAAGGUUGCUGUAAGGAAUCUCUCGUUGGCGGUCGAACCGGGAGAAGUAUUUGGUUUAUUGGGUCAUAACGGCGCUGGAAAAACUACGACAAUGAAGAUUAUCAUAGCAGAAGAAGCAGCCACCCGAGGCAGGGUGCAGAUCGGUGGUCAUAACAUUAAUUCCAAUAUGGCGGAAGCUUUCCGACAGAUGGGAUAUUGCCCCCAACACGAUGCUCAGUGGAAGAACAUUACAGUCAGGGAACAUUUAGAAUGUUACGCUGCGAUACGCGGUGUACCAUGGGGAGAUAUCAGCAGAAUCGUGGACUUGUAUCUUACUGGUCUACAAAUCCACGAGCAUGCCGACAAGCAGACUCAAGAAUGUUCAGGCGGGACUCGAAGGAAACUUAGUUUCGCCAUGGCGAUGAUCGGAGGUCCAAAAGUUGUUCUAAUGGACGAACCUAGUACAGGAAUGGAUCCUAGAUCGAAAAGGUUUUUAUGGGAUACAAUUCUCGCCAGUUUUCAGGGUGGCAGAGGAGCAAUUUUAACGACUCAUUCGAUGGAAGAAGCUGACGCCCUGUGUUCUAGAGUCGGGAUAAUGGUGAAAGGAGAAUUGAGGUGUAUCGGUUCUACCCAACAUCUGAAGAAUCUCUAUGGUGCUGGAUACACCCUCGAGAUGAAACUGUUAGGCGGUGACUGUACGCCGACGACACCCUCCGGCGACAGGAUCACGGGUCUGAAGGAGUUUGUUUCCAGUCUCUUUCCAGAUGCAAGUCUUGAAGAAAGUUUCGCUGACAGAUUGGUUUUCGGUGUUCCCCAACACGCAGUUAACUCGCUGGCCGAGUGCUUUAUGCAGUUGGAGAAAGCCAAACUCGAGCUGGAUAUUGAAGAGUACAGCUUCAGCCAAACUACUCUGGAGCAGGUUUUCCUCAAAUUUUCACACUACGAUGAAACUAAUCCAGGAGAAUGAUAACUCGUAAAAAGAAACGUGUUUGUUCUUAUGUGUUGCAUAGUGAUAUAAUCGUGAAACUGUUCAGAGUCGUGCGAUAAAGUGUGAUAAAGUUCUUCUCGUCGAGAAAAGUGAUUUGAUUCUUUUAGUGUUGAAAAGGCGAACGCUACGCAAAGCUAACGAAAACAGGAACGAUAUCUGUAUUCUAAAUAUCAAAAACAUUAUUAAUAGUUACAAACAGAAAUUCACAUUUGUCAUUUGAUGCAGACUUCAAAGUUAUGUAUUCUUAUUUUAAUUUCGACGAUCCUGUAAGUGAACAAAAAUCGUAAUAUUUUUACGGUACAUAUCGAUCGACCUAAUACAGAAACAGAAAAAUUAGAUGGUAUAUCUUUUUUUUCUAACUGUUGUUCUGCGCUGUUAUGUACAUCAGAGUUGCAGUGACUUCCUGGUGAGUGAAAUAAAUAAACAGGACGUUGUAAAAUUAACUUGAUUUGUAAAUAGUGGAGACUACGAACAAUUUAUCCCAUUAUCGACAGAAGUGGUAAUAAUACUAUUCAACACUCAUCGUUUUGAAAUUGUAUUGUAAUCUAGUCUAUUAUUCGAUUCCUACAAAUAGGUCUCACAAUUAAUAUUGCUGUGGAAUUGGAACGUUAUUAUCAUCAUUAUAAGUAUAUAAAUAUUCGUUGACAGGGGGAAAAAGAAUAAGGAUCAACGCAUCGAUAUUAAAUUCUUUUUAAACGCAGUGAAUUCAAUGAAUUACCUAUCUACAUUGACAAAACAUAGGGAAUAACCUUAACGAAGGCUAUUCGUUUAGCAACAUUUAUAAUCGCUCGUGAUUAUUUCAAGCGUCGUUAACACGAUGACACCGUUGUUUAGAAAGGGUGCUGUUAUAUCGAGAACGAGCUGCAUAUAUACAAUCGAGUGACUUAAUUUGUGCAUAUAACUUACUGUGUAGUACGUAUUUAUAAAUUUCUCCAGAGCUGGCUUACGGUAAUUACCAAAGCCUUUCAAAUAAUGAGAAAGACACGAUAGGUUGUUAAUCUUGCCUCAAUAGCACGUAAGAUGAUAAUAAUUUGACACGAGACAUUCUCGCGAUGGUGACAAUUUAAGCAUAAUAGGGCAACUCGAAUUCGGUAAAAAUAAUCCGAGGAGGAAUUUUUAUGGUCCAUGAAUUAAACUUUAUCGUUGCAUACGCAUGUAGAUCUUAUAAUUUAUUCCAGUAAAAUUUAAUUAUAAAGUUAUUUGCUAGCAAUCUUCCCGACACAUUCAUUUCUCUUGGCAACACCGAACUCGAAUUAUUCUUCUUUUUUUUUUUUUUGCAAAUACAAAGAGAAUCAUUCGUCACGAUGAAAAUAAAAGAUUAAUAUUUAAAAAAAACAGCCAUUUUUGAUUACAUUGUAUAAGGCUACUUUAAACGAUUUCUAAAUUUGACAUUUGUAGGUAGGUCUAGAGGAUACUAGAUGUCUUAUCUUAUUAAAGACGAACUUUGAAGCAUAACCAAGGAAGCCUGGUAUGCGUAAAAGGAUCCAUUAUUGGAAGAGUAAAAAAAUAAAAAGUACGUAGUCAAAAGUAUUAGGAAAAAAAAAAUUGUACGCUCUUUGAAACUUUCUAUGGUGAAAGAUUUUGUUUUUAGACAUACACAUGCAUACGUUCGAUCUUCCGUGAACAGAAUCCCGAAAAAUCGAACGGAAAUAAAUAGUAGGGGCACCGUUUCCAGAACUGAAUGAGAUAUUUUGUAGUGGAUAGCGCAUAGGUAGUCGAAAAUUGAAAUCUCGCGAUUAAGGGAUAUAUUAAUUUUUUUGUAAAUAUAACUCGUUGUAAGAAUGAUUCGUAUUAUAAAUCAUAUAGGAUUUCCUAUACGUCGUAUAGGAGGAAUUAAAUGAAAAGAAAAAAAAAAAACAAUACAUACGUGUGCCCCGAUGCAUGUACGCAUUUAUAGGGAUUGUGUAAUUACGCACAACUCUCGUUCUAGCUAAUACCAAUAUGAUAUAAAAUUUAGUCAAUUAUGGAAUUACACGAAUAAAAACAAGAACUACAGACAAUUUUAUGAAAAUUAUAUAUAAAUAUAUAAAUGUGCGUAUAUUUAUAUAUUUAUAUAAAGUAUGAUAUAUAUGUAUAUAUACAUAUAUAUAUAUAUAUACGUAUACCAUUUUUUAAAACACGUGUCACAGUUACGAGAUUACACAAGAAUAUUGUAAACAUUCCUAAAGACAAGUACUGUUGCUCUGCAUUAAGAAAUAAGCGUACUUGCAUUCAUGCCAAGUAAUUUUAUUAUGUUUUUUUUUUUUUCUUUUGUCUGUAGCUAUACCUACAUCUCUCUUCUCUGCUCAUACUAAUCGCCACUUUUUGGCUUUACUUGUUACGGCUCGUUCAUACACGUCAGACUUUCAUAUCGAUCAAUAUAUAUACGUAUAUACACGUAUAAAUAUUAAAAAAAUGAUAUAUGUUAAUAUAUAUGGAUUUAUAUUUAUGUAUGCUAUUGAAGAGUUUGCAACAAGAAUGAGAUCACGUUUUUUUAGACUUGCUCGAUGGUACUUGUUCUUUGAAGGCUUACAGAAAUCCAUCGAUUGUUUAAUAUUUUUAGAACAAAUUGAAUUCGAAUAAUCUUUAAUAAAAAAAAAAAAAUUUUUAAAUUCUAAUUCUACGGAGAAUAAAAAGAAACAGUGCUCUGGUUAAAAGUUUCAUCUUUCAUUAUCAUGAUCGAGGCAGAACGCGAUCGUAAAAUAUAUAUAAUAAUAUAUAUAAUUGCCUCUUCUACUGCAAACCCUUUAACGAUUUUAAAAGAAUACUGUAACAAUAUCGUAAACCAUUGAAUUGAUUUAUAGCAAUCGGUUGUACUUUGAAUCUUACUUAUUCUACGGUGAUUUCUAUGGAGACUAAAAGUUUUUCAUACUUUACGUUUUCUAUAUAUCGUAACUACGAACAAGUACAGAAAAAUAUGAUAUUGUGUAACGCUAUCCAAUUAUUUACAGAAUCGAAUGAAAAUAACCGAGUGUACGUGAAGCAUUGUUUUCUUUGUAAGAAUGAUCAGGUUGCACAUAAUCGAAUCUUAAGCUUGUAAAUUGAAUGUAAAAUUGAUUGCCCAUUGGUAUGUAUGAUUUUAUAGGAGUAAUAUAUACAUAUACAUAUACGUAUCGAGAUACGAACCAGCGGCCAUUGUCGGCCGGUUUUUCGUUUUGUAUAUCAACGAGAGCUCGUUCGUACGAGAGAACGAACGAAAGAAACGAGGGAAAUUAUCCUUUGCACGUACAGCACUCAUGCACUCUACAAGGACAUCGCGCGUAUAGACAAGACACGCACUCACACUCAAAGAAAUUUAAGAGAGAAAGAGACUCGUAUAUAAUAGAUACAAUUAUUAAAUGCGAUUAUCAUCAUCAAUAAGCUACACGCCGAAUACACCCUGUCGAUAAACAAUUGACUUUGCGGAACUACGUAUUUGUUGUGUAAAGUGAAUGUAAUCAAUUGGUUAACAGAAGCUUUUUCACCAAUAAAAAAAGAUCAGUUAAACAUUUACGAAGUGUCCUUCUUCAAGCGUUUCGUCGUUUUUUAAGUAUAAUGCAAAUAAGUAUCGAAGAACAACGCGAACGCCCAAGUGUUUCUUGUUUCUCGAAUCUAUUCAUUGUUGUUUAAUGUAUAAUUUAGUGUAAUUAAAUUAGUGAUACACGUUCGAUCUAAUUGAUACCGUUUGUUAUGUACUAAUUAGCGAAGGUUUAGGGAUAAGCAAUAUUUCCUUUGAAAGACUUCGUUUCAUAGUGCAUACGCUGCGACUGUAAUGGAACUUGGCAGAUUUUUAAGUUAUCUGUCGAGGAUCUUGUAUUAAUAUUGGACUCGUAACAUCUAUUAUGAUAUCUUCGAUGGACUUGUCGAUGAGGUGCAUGCUCGCGGUUCCGAAUAGAUUUUAAAUCUUUUAUCAACGACGUCAUUUUGAACAAUUUUCUUCUUUUCCAUUUAGUCUCGAUCUAAGUUUUAAAAAUGUAUUAGCAAAAAUCUGACGAGAGAAUCGAGCCUACCCUGAACUUAAUUCAAUUAACUCGAAAAGUGAAACAGAUAGGCAGGGAAAACAUGAUUCAAGGUAAUUAAAAUCAUCGAAUAACCUACCUACAUACUUACCCCAUCGACAAAUUCACCGUAUCUUACAACGUCUUACAUUUAUUUCUACCGGACGGAAGAUAACAUUUGUUAAACGAAAACUAUAUUUGUAUAAUCUUUUAUAUAGUUGGAAAGACAAUAGCUUUGUCGAGAAUUAAUUGGCUUAGACUUUGUAUACAGUUUUUGUAAAUUGAUUGAAACGUUUACGUUGUACGAGGAUUUCAUCUACCGUAAAAUUAUUUUUAUUACUACGUAGGGUAGCAGAAGAAAUUUCAUUAUCAAUGAUAUUAGCAUAAAACAUAUAUUUGUCCUCCAUUUGUAUUUACACUACUGGUUCUUACAUUAUAUACAUACACGUACGUAGCAUAUGCUUUCUAUCGAACAGAAUUUACAUAAUAAUGAAAAGUGUUCGUCACGUUUCGUGAACUGCAAGACGUAUCAAAAAUAUUUCCGAUCAACCCCUUAACCGUAGCGAGCCUCUUUUACUAAGAUAUUUAGACGAUUUGUUUACUAACGAUUGCCGACGAUAACGAUAAUAAUUAACUCUGUAAAAGGGCGUUAGGUCCGUCGCUUCGGAUAAAUAAAUUUACAACAUUCAAUUUAUUGUAUUAUUGUUAUAUUACAAUAAAUAUAUGUAUACAAGACGGUUUAUAAAAUUGCAAAGGAAAUGUUAUUUAUGAUCAGCUCGUUUUAUAAUAUUUAACGUACAUGUAUAAUAGUUAUGCCGUUAACCAAAUGUCGUCCAAGAGUUUACGCGAAAAAAUGUCCUGCAUAGAUGUUCUCUAUUAUCGUUACCCUAAUUGACCCCAACUCUUUACCGCUUUCUCCGCUGUACAGUGAUUGAAAAAAAGGAAAUUCUUUUUACUAUUCCUAUGUAUGAGCGUAGAUACGUAUACACCUUACCUUCAUUCGGUUAUUUAGACUCGAUCGUAUUAAUAACACGUAUACAUAUUUCUUUUUCUUCAAUAAUAAUUAAAAUAUGAUUAGUAUGCUGUAAAGCAUGCA